Messenger RNA from Staurois parvus, 361 nucleotides. The record is from the annotation of a GenBank genome assembly. NCBI's taxonomy places the organism in Eukaryota, Metazoa, Chordata, Amphibia, Anura, Ranidae.
CAGCAGCAUGAGGAGGAUGAAAGCGGUAUAUAGGGGCCUAUGGCAGAUUAGGGGCCUGGGCAGCAGCUAUGGGAGGCCCGUAAUCUGCCAGCACCCUAUGUCAAAAAAUUCUACACACAGCAGUGUGUGUGAGAGAGGAGACCUGAAAGUGGCACAUGGCAGCAGUGGAGGCCGUACAGCGAUGACCCAUGAGAGAGACCAUGGGGAGCAUGGAGCGGUAUAUGGGCCCAUGGCAAGCCUGGGCACCCAGGACAGUGUCAGAGACCUGAAAGUGGCACAUGGCAGAGUGUGGCGAUGGAGACAGCAGCAAUGGGAGGCCGUACAGGGACCCAUGAGAGACUCUGGACCUGGCAGCAGCAUG